Messenger RNA from Nicotiana tabacum (common tobacco), 750 nucleotides. Lineage: Eukaryota; Viridiplantae; Streptophyta; Magnoliopsida; Solanales; Solanaceae. The record is from RefSeq and is a predicted model, not a curated record.
AUGGAACAAGAUAGUAAAAGAGCAAGAGCUGUUGUUGGAGAGGAUACAGAAGAUAGACUCAGUCAUCUACCAAGAAAGAUUAUAGAUCAUAUAUUGAGCUCUUGCCGGUUCAGGACGCAGCUAGAACAACAUAUUGGAGAUAUUGUGAAGUUUGAUCUUGAUGUUUCAGGAGUAAAUUUGUCUUCAUAUGCAAAUAUUGAUAGAUGGAUGCUCUCUGUCACCAGAAACGGUGUCAAGGAACUAACCUUUAACAAGGAUAUUAUUCAUGUGAUUCUAAUUAUUGUAUUUGCUCCAAAGCUUUUGAGUGCGCACACAGUUCCUAAGGGGCUUCCUGUUGUGCUCCGCUGCGUGCGGGUUCUAUCGUUAAGUAUAGACUUUGGCAAAUUGGAUCAGACUUCCUUCACGCUCAAGCUAAUUAGGGGUUCCUUUAAAUUGAGCAGACAUGAGAUUUGGGUCUGUGAUUUCAGCGAUAAUGCCGAAGCAGCUUUGAGUUAUCUUGAAAUGGCAGCCUGCUUGGACCGACCACUAAACAAUCUUGAAAAUGUGACCAUGCAUUGGUUUAAAGGUUCAAAAACUGAACUGCUUUUAGUGAAGCUAUUAUUUGCUCGUGCUCCAUCUUUGGUAAGGAUGUCCAUUAAGCCGAAGAGAGCCAUGGGUUCCAGGGAAGAAAGAGAUGUCACCACAGAAUUGAUGCGUUUCCCUAGAGCAUCUCCCAAAGCAGAGCUAAUCUAUUUGCCAAAUGCGGAUUAG